CUUGGGAGGGAUAGCGAUCCAGGCUAAGUGGGUUCCACCCACUUCGCGGUGUUGUCUAGUCCCCCUAAGCCACAUGGCCAGGUAUAUCCCCUUUUGGCAUCCACUGAUAACCCCCCUAUCCCCUUAGCAACUCCACCGCCCAUCCCAGCAGGCCUCGGAGGCCAUGGGCGGUCGCGGCGGGCUAUUCGCCGCCGGCCAUCCAGGUGCUGAACCUCGAUCUCGCGGUGGUCAACGUGCUGGGCGUGGCUGCCGGGGUUCACGCUCUGGCCAUUCCUGUCGGGCCCGCCGCUGGCGAUGCCGCUGCGGCUGCCCCCGCCGGUGUUGCCGCGGGCAGUGCCAGGCGCCCCACUGCCGCCUGCGGCGGGGGGCGUUCGGGCUGCGCUCGCGCCCGCCGCCCCAGGGGUCCUGGUUGUGCCAGCGCCCACUGCCGCCACGCCUGCUGCUCCAGCCGCUGCCGCAGCCGCGCGGCCCCCGGCACUGCCGCCGGUUGCACCGCCGCUUGGCCUGGCGGCUUCUGGGGUAGGAGCGGCGCCACCCGACACGAGGAUGAUGGUCGCCAGCUGUGACAUGCUGGGCCAGCACCACACCAGUUUCAGAGGGAGCGCGCUGCAGCUGGUAGACCAUCGUUGGCCAGAUGCGAGGCUGACUGGUCUACGGACCUGCCUGUGGGCAUGCCAUCCCAUCUGGGAGAACGGUGGCAGGUCGCUCGCAGGCACACGCUGUUCAAGACGAUGCUCCGCCUUGCGAACGCCGACAUGGGGGCGGUGGAGCAUGACGAAUGCUGCCGAAUCGUGCGAGAUGGCGUCUGCUGUGAUCAAUUGGGCGUAGCAUCGAUAGCCUCAUUUUAGGUCGUUUGCCGCCCCCUGCAGGUGCAAGAGAAGAGGCACCACCACUAGUUAUCUCAACGCAGAGAACGGCGACGAGAGCUACGACCAAGCCAGCAAGCUGGCGCGCUUGACAAACGUGUUGGGCGACAUGGACAUUUCGCGGUCGUCCGGAAGUCGAUUGCGCGCAUGCUGACCGUCUACAACCAGAAGCAGAAGGCGGAUGCUCGCAAGGACUCGGCAAGAGGAACAGGGAGUUCUGGAGGGAAGGUGUCCUCGAGGUGUUUCGCCCUCUUCGGGCUCCUAGGGCCCUCCCCAGCCGCAUGACAUUCAAAACGAUUCAGUCUUGGAGGCAUGCCAGGGGCCAAGCUCCCCUUGCCAGUAGGACUCCUUUUCCGUCAUGCCGAAAGGAGUGCAAGGGCAAGAAGUACGUCCCCCUGGACCUGAGGCCGAAGAAGACACGUGCGUUGAGGCGCGCGCUCAAAACGGAGCAGAAGAUCGCCAAGACUGCGAAGGAGAAGACACGCGCGAGCAACUUUCCCAUGCGGCGUUUCGUUGUGACCAUGUGAACUGGGAUAGGUGCGGGCGAAGUCCGACUUGCGAGUUGUGCAGGUCAACGUGGUGUUUGCAGCAGCGUUCUAUCCGCCUUCCUUGUGCUCCUCCUCUUCCCGUUCCCUCACCCCCCUCCCAUGCUCCC
Molecule: messenger RNA, 1521 nt
Organism: Prorocentrum cordatum
Lineage: Eukaryota; Dinophyceae; Prorocentrales; Prorocentraceae
Source: the annotation of a GenBank genome assembly